AGUCGCCUCCGAACGUGCUCGUGGGGUGAUUCUCCCUCAGGAGCCGCCGCCGCCGCCGCCGCGAUGGUGAAGCCGCGCUUCAAGGGCCGCGCCAGCCUCAACCCGUCGGGGGCCAGCACCAACCCCGAUCGGCCAGCUGGUGCCGGAGGGCACAACAUGAGGGACCGGGCAACCAUCCGGCGUCUUAACAUGUACCGGCAGAAGGAACGCAGGAACAAUCGUGGGAAACUGGUCCGGCCGCUACAGUUCCAGUCCACAGUGGCACCAGGCACAGUAGCAAGAGUGGAGCCCAACAUUAAAUGGUUUGGAAACACGCGUGUGAUCAAGCAGUCGUCCCUCCAGACGUUCCAAAAAGAGAUGGAGACCGUGAUGAACGACCCUUACAGAGUGGUCAUGAAACAAAACAAACUGCCCCUGUCUCUCCUCAAUGACCGAAUUAAGCCUCACAAUUCCAAAGUCCACAUUCUUGACACAGAAACAUUUGAAACAACAUUUGGCCCCAAAUCGCAAAGGAAGCGACCAAACCUUUUGGUGAGUGAUAUGCAGUCUCUAGUGGAAAAUGCCGCAGCUGAGGCCAGCAACUACAACCAAGACAAGGACCGGGAUCUGGUGACAGAAGAUACUGGAGUGAGGGAGGAGGUGCGAGAGGAGAUCUACAAGAAGGGGCAGUCCAAGCGAAUCUGGGGAGAACUUUACAAGGUGAUCGAUUCAUCAGAUGUCAUUGUGCAAGUGCUGGAUGCCAGAGAUCCAGUGGGGACUCGCUCCCCACAUGUGGAGGCCUACCUGAAGAAGGAGAAGCCCUGGAAGCAUCUCAUUUUUGUCUUGAACAAAUGUGAUCUUGUGCCUACAUGGGCCACGAAACGUUGGGUUGCUGUUCUCUCCCAGGAUUAUCCGACCUUGGCCUUUCAUGCCAGCCUCACAAACCCCUUUGGAAAAGGAGCUUUCAUCCAGCUCUUGAGGCAGUUUGGAAAGCUACAUGUGGACAAGAAGCAGAUCAGUGUGGGCUUCAUCGGCUACCCCAAUGUGGGAAAGAGCUCUGUGAUCAACACGCUCCGCUCCAAGAAGGUCUGCAGUGUGGCUCCCAUCGCUGGCGAAACCAAGGUGUGGCAGUAUAUCACCUUGAUGCGCCGCAUAUUCCUCAUUGACUGCCCAGGAGUGGUGUACCCCUCAGGAGACACGGAAACAGAUAUUGUGCUGAAGGGAGUGGUUCAAGUAGAAAAAAUCAAGAGUCCGGAAGACCACAUUGUUGCAGUGCUAGAGAGGGCCAAGCCAGAAUACAUCAGCAAGACGUACAAAAUAGACUUCUGGCAGAAUGCGGAGGACUUUCUUGAGAAACUGGCCUUCCAGACUGGGAAGCUACUCAAGGGGGGUGAGCCUGAUGUGCGCACAGUCAGCAAGAUGGUGCUGAAUGACUGGCAGAGGGGCCGCAUCCCCUUCUUUGUCAAGCCCCCAAAUAUGGAGCAGGGCCCACAGCCCACAGCAGCUGCCUUGGAAGUACCCACAGCCACCAGUAAGAACAAGAGCAGUGCGGAGAGCACUGGGCCAACAGAGAUACUUGAAGAGCAGGCCAAGAGGGAUGGCUGCCCCAGCUUAGCAGCAACCCAGUGGUCCCACGUGCGGCAGAACUUUGGGAAGAUCAGUGUGGCUCCUCAGUUCUCACAAGAAGACCUGGUCCCUGUGGAUGUGGAGUAUGUGGAGGAGACAGACAGUGAUCCAGAGGAAGGGGAGAAGGAUAGCAAAGAGGAGGAGGAGCAGCAGCAGCAUUGCCAGCUUGGCAGGGCAGCCAAAAAGGAGGGCACUAGGCAAGACACAAAAGCAGUGCUGCAGUUGCUGGAUGAGAAGAUUGCCAAAUACAAGAGGUUCUUGGACAAGGCCAAAGCCAAGAGGUUCUCAGCCAUAAGAAUCCCCAAAGGGCUGAGUGAAAAAGUGUUUGCAAACUCAUUAUUAGACUCUGUGGCUGUUGCAACUGACGAAGCUGGAGGGAGUCUGAGGAAAGUCAAGAAAAGGAAAGAACAAGAGGAAGAGGAUCAGGACCUGGAUAGCAGUCCGGCGAAAAGGCCUUGCACAAAACAGAGUUCAAAGGAGAGGAGAAGAGUAGAGCGUCGGCAGCACUCAAAGAAAGUUGGUGUUCGAUAUUAUGAUACUCAUAAUGUAAAGAACAAAAACAGGAACAAAAAGAAACACAAUACUGGAGGACAAAAACUGAAAACUUAAGAGAAAUAAACAUAAGCAGUAGUUUCUGA
This is a messenger RNA of Elgaria multicarinata webbii, 2243 nucleotides long. It is a transcript of the gene GNL2, whose product is annotated as G protein nucleolar 2. Bases 64 to 2214 code for a protein of 716 amino acids. Gene Ontology annotation, cellular component: nucleolus. The transcript is spliced from 16 exons. NCBI's taxonomy places the organism in Eukaryota, Metazoa, Chordata, Lepidosauria, Squamata, Anguidae. The record is from RefSeq and is a predicted model, not a curated record. Gene Ontology annotation, molecular function: GTP binding.